Messenger RNA from Gasterosteus aculeatus aculeatus (three-spined stickleback), 4750 nucleotides. The record is from RefSeq and is a predicted model, not a curated record. NCBI's taxonomy places the organism in Eukaryota, Metazoa, Chordata, Actinopteri, Perciformes, Gasterosteidae.
AUUUAAUCUCCUUACACAGUUAACGUACAACACCUUUUGACAGCGAAGUAUUAACAAACGUUUAAAUACAACGUUAGACGGCAGUCUCGGCAUUUGGCUGUCCGGUCCAUGCAAUGCUUGCUUGCUUUAUCUUUUCAUCCGCUACAGAAAGUUACUUUUGCUACUUCAUUUUGGUCAAAAGGUGACGUUAGUUAGUGAAGCUAGUUCCGCCUCGCCCCCCCCCCCUCCCCCCUCUAAUGGACAGCGGCGACAAGUGUCAAAAGUAAUCCGGGACGAGAAACGACGAGGUACAGACCGUCUGGAUACACUUCCACGCGAGGUAUCCGGAUUCACUGUAAAGGUGUGCCGUAUCACCUUGCGGGUUUCCGGCCCGGAACCAGUAUUGAAAGCUACAUUUCACGUACAGCGUUAAUGGGGAAGACUUUAUCAAUGAUCCUCAGUAGAACGGAAUCCAGAGAGAAACGGUGCUCCUCCGUUCCUAAAGAAGUCCAGCUGAUAAGAAGAAGCUACUGACUGCUGAGUUUGGAACACUGAUGGAAAAUCCUGACGAUGAGGUCGACCUGCAGCACAGCACCACAGGGGGUGAAGAAGGAAACUCUGGUGGGGGAACACCUCCGACCAAACGCAAAGGCAAGUUCUCCAAGAUGGGGAAGAUCUUCAAGCCCUGGAAAUGGAGGAAGAAAAAGCCAAGUGAGAAGUUUGCUGAAACAUCGAUAGCCUUGGAAAGAAGAAUUUCUGUUAGAAAAAGUCGCCAAGAGCUGAUUGCCAGAGGCGUUUUAAAGGAUGUCCCAGAAAAUGAGAGCAGCAACGACGUGAAUCACUCCAAAGCGCCGCCGGUGAAGAACGGGCACCCCGUGGACGCGGACAAGACGUCUGAGCCCGUGCGAGUGUCCCGAGGGGAAUCCGACCUCAAGGUGACCACCCUCCGGCUGCCCCAAGUAGACGAGCGCCGAGGCCGAGCGCCGUCAGACGCCUCCCGCAGUAACCGGGCGCCGCUGGACGUGGACUCCCACGUGCGCCUCUCCGCGGACAUGGACAAACGGAGCCGCCUCCCCUCAGACGUCGAUAAGAGGGCGGGAUCGUUGCCCCGAGGACCUCCGCAGGACGACCGAUACCGCAGAGAAGAGAAGCGGGACGACCGGGAGGACAGAGGAAGAAAGACUAGGGAGGACGCAGAAAGGAGGGACUUGCGAGAGGAAAAAGAACGGGACGGGGGAGUCGAGCGGAGAGACAGGCGAGAGUGGAAGGAUGACAGGGAGAGGAAAGACGACAGAGCGGAGAGAGACAAUAGGGAAAGACGAGACCGCGAGGAGAGGGAAAGGAAGGACCGGGACGAAAAGGAGCGCCGAGACCGGGACGAGAGGGAGCGUCGGGACGAAAAGGAGCGCCGAGACCGGGACGAAAAGGAGCGCCGAGACCGGGACGACAGAGAAAGGCGGGACGACAGGGACAAAGAUAAGGAUCGGCGGGUCGAGAGGGACAGGAGAGAGAACCGAGAUCCAGAAGACCGGGAGAGGAAAGACGACCGAGACAGGCGAGACGACCGAGAGAGAAAAGAGGAAAAGGACAGACAUGACGACUGGGCCAAGAGGAACGAAAGAGAGCGGCGAAAUGAGCGGGACAAGAGGGAGGAGAAGGAGAGGAGGGAACAGCCGGAGCCUCAGCGGCCUGCGGAUGAGCCGCGGCCAAACGGCAGGCACGUCCCCGAGGUGGACUUGCGCCCCCCCCUCCAGAAGUCCUCCUCGGAGGACAACAAGAGGGCACGCGCAGCCUCCGAGGCCGACAAGAGGACGUCUCUGCCCAGAUACAGUCAGGCUACAGAGUUCAGAGACCGCUCAGAGUCCGUUGGCGUCCACUUCACCCCAGAACCUCGUCCACCAAAAGACUCUCAGCAUGAACUCCCAUCAAGCAGACAGGCGCUGCAACCCCCUAAAUUUCUUACUGCUGCUCCCACCUCUUCUUCGUCUUCGUCCUCUUCCUCCUCAUCCUCUUCCUCCUCUGUUGCCGUGGCGAAGCCCCCAAGGACAGUGUCCCUCAUAGUUGAGGACCUGCCGCGACCAGCUUCUUCGGCGGACUCCGACCCGCCGCCGGUCCCCCCCCACGCCAAGCAGCCCCCCGUGCCGCCUCCCAAACCCACCCACCGCAACAGCAGCCCUGCACUGUUUGCUUCCUCACUGAACAGGGGCUCUAAGGUCAGGCCGCCCCCUCAUUGGACCUGCUGGAGGCGCCAGAGCGAGCAGGGCCUCUACCUCUCUCUCCCUGUGUACCUGCCUCACAGAGCCUCCCAGGCCCGCUCAGCUGAGCUCACGCAGCCCGUCAGUGGUGUCAUCAUAGUGCCGGCGCACGGCAAGCGCUCGCCACCAACGCCCCCGAAGAGAAUGACCCCCGUCACCAAGCGCCAUUCCGAUGACCCAUCGCCUCCCAAUCCGGACCCGAAGCCUCCCACCACGGCCCCAGCUCCGCUCCCCGUGCCGGUGCCCCCUGCUGGCCCGAAAGGAGACGGCAACGAGGAACAGGCGAACGCAGCCACGCGCCAAACCUCCGCUGAGUCUCCGCCGUCACCGCCAACCCACAUACCCCCAUCUCCUCCCCGGGUUCAGUCCCUCCAGCAGCCCAGCAAACUUCCCACUGGUCCCGCGCCACCCGUGAAAAUCGAUCCCCCCAGCCCGACCACCGAGCCUCCCAGCCAGCCUCCCGCCAUCCCCCUGCACAUCCUGAUCCAGAGAGCGCUAAAAAGCCCCUCCCCGGCGCAGGCCAACCCCGACGGCUCCCAGAGGGCCCACUCGCUGCUGUUUGAGCCUCCUCCAGAAUUCCUCACCGAGUUGGGGGGCAACUCGCGCCACUCUCUCCCCGUCACCAUUGAGCCUCUCCGGCUGCAAGAAGACGACGACUUCGACAUGGAGGAGGAGCUGCAGAAGCUUCAACCCAAGAGGCUUCCUCGCCAGCCCGAUAUGGAGCCCCGCAGCAGAAGGGGUUUAGUGGGAGACCCCCGAGUGAGUGUCAUCCACGAGGUGGGAGGCCCCAUGGACGGCGAGGAUUCAGACUCUGACGGGCCCGUCCUGUACCGCGACGAAGAGGAGGACGAAGAGGACGAGGACGACCCUCCUACAGGUGGGCUGGCAGGUCGUGUCAAGAGGAAGGACACGUUGGCCUUGAAGCUGGAAAAGCAAGAAAGAGAGGAACGGGAAUCUCAGGAGAACCAGGACAGCAUGAGUUGGCAAAACAGGGAGCAGUGGAUGGCAGUGAAGAACAAGAUCGGCACGGCACUGACGAGGCGGCUGAGUCAGAGACCAACAGCGGACGAGUUGGAGCAGAGGAACAUCCUUCAAGCCAAGAAUGAAGAUGAUCGGCGAAUGGAGCGAUCCGAGAUCAAACGGAGGCUAACGAGAAAGCUGUCCCAGAGACCCACAGUGGCUGAACUCCAGGAGAGGAAGAUCCUGCGUUUCCACGAGGACGUGGAGAGCACACACGCGCACGACUACGACCGGCGAGCAGAUAAACCGUGGACCAAGCUCACGCCUGCUGACAAGGCUGCCAUCCGCAAGGAGCUCAAUGAAUUCAAAAGCUCGGAGAUGGAGGUUCACGAAGACAGCAGGAUCUAUACCAGGUUCCAUCGGCCUUAGCUCGCCCCUGCUGACCAGUAAAGCACUUACACUGGGACUGGCGAGGAGUCUCUCUCCUCACUGUGAGCCGAGCACGUGGCCCAUUUGGUCCGGGUUUUUUUUUUUUCUUUGUUGUUAUUGUUUGGAAACCGAGGUGAAAAAAAAAGCCACAGUCCAGCCUCAGAGAGGCUCCAGUUCUCAGGACUGUGGCAUUCAGGGACCGGAGGAGUUAGUUGGUGCAUCCACAACGGAGGUACCGUGUGCCAACACUAAAAGAGGGAGAACCUCGCGCCCUCUGCCGGGGAAGGGGGGGGGGGGCUCCGACAGACUUGGAUUGGACUGAAAGGAGACCAGUCCGAGGGUGAUCACACUGUGUCCCUCAGGGGAAAGCGUUCUCCACAUGCCUUCACCCGCCUUUACCUUCUACUUCCUCUUUGUUGCAAAACACAACUACGCACGUAGGAGAUCACUGUAGUUUCGAUGGUACCACCAAACCGCUGUGAACUGCGCUUUACGCGUUGGGUACUACAGAUGUCUACGCCGCAACCUGCCUUACUUAUUUAAGGUUCACACAAAAAUGUGACCGCUUCCGUACAGCAGUGUGUUUUCUAUUUAAGGCUCAGUUGUAGCUCUAUUUGAUUUGAAUCAAAAGGUUUGAGCCUCCAUAGCGCUGAUUCCUACCUAAUAUUUGAAAGUGUGCAUUUUACUGUAUGUUGUUCAUUUAAAUGAUUCUCAUGGAGCACGUGUCACUACAAUUUCUUUCUAAUAAGGCACUUUAUGUUCCUUAAUAGGGAGUGUAGAGAAUUCAAUAGUUUGGAGCCUAUAAUUCUGUUUAUAAAUGAAAUAUUCAAGCAGGAAAAUGUACAUAUUUUUAUUUUCCUGGCUAUUUUAUGGUACUUUAUAUAUGCACGUCCAUAUUUGGCUGCAACUGUAUAGAUGUGUAGAUGUGAUAGACUUUAUAUUGUACAUCCACAUUAAUGCUGACAUGUUUUAAUUGUAAAGUAUUUCUCAAAUGUGUUUCCGUAGUAAUGGUACAAAAUGUUUCCCUUUUUUUUUUUUUGAUACAGAGAUCUUUAAAACCUUUUUUGCAAAGCACACUGGAUAAAUGAACAAUCCACUUUGGAAAUUAAAAUAUUCUGUGAUUUUCA